AUGUCGAUUUUGGAUCGUGAAGAGCCCCACUAUUUUGGUGCGGGCCCAGCAUUGUUGCCAUCGGAUGUUCUUAAACAGGCAGCUUUGGACUUGAUCACAUACGGUGGUGAAAAUUUGGGUAUUGGUGAGAUCUCUCACCGUUCCAAGCUUGCUAUCGAGGUAAUUGACGAGACUAAGGCUAAUAUCAAGAGUUUGAUUAGCGUCCCAGAUACCCACGAGGUAUUUUUCAUGCAAGGUGGUGGUACCACAGGUUUCUCGUCCAUUGUGUACAACUUGAUGGCUAACUACGCAAAGAAGCACAGCCUCAAGAAAGGUAAGGCCGCAUACGCUGUUACUGGUGGCUGGUCAAAGAAAGCUUCGGAAGAAGCCCAGCGCUUAGGCUUCGAGGUGGAUGUUGUGUAUAAUGGCAAAGAGAAGAAGUUCGGCGAUAUAGAACCCUUCUCAAACUGGAAGCCCAUUGACAAGGAGAACACUGCUUACCUUUAUGUUUGUGACAAUGAGACCGUUCAUGGCAAUGAAUUUAAGACGACCCCCGAUACUCUGUAUUUGCCCGAAGGUGUGGAGUUAGUCGCAGAUAUGUCUUCCAACAUCUUGUCGAAGAAGAUAGACGUCAGCAAGUACGGCGUGAUCAUGGCCGGCGCACAGAAAAACCUCGGCUUAGCUGGCUUGACUAUCUAUAUCGUGAAGAAGUCUUUGCUUGAGCAGGCAUCUGACGAGGAGUUGAGGCAGGCUGGUAUUCCGUUAUGUCCCAUCGCCUUCCACUACCCCACUGUUGUCGCAAACAAUUCCGCCUACAAUACUAUUCCAAUAUUCACGUGUCAAAUCUUGCGCUUAGUCACUGACAAGCUCAUAGCAGAGGGUGGAAUUGAUGUCCUCGAGAAAAAGAACAUCCACAAGGCUGAGCUCUUAUAUGGCGCUUUAGAUAAACACUCAAAUUUGUUUAACUUGCCAGUAACUAACCACCAGGUUCGUUCUCGCAUGAAUGUUGUAUUCACUCUACCAACUGAAGAAAUGACCAAUGAAUUUCUCAAGGGAGCUCAAGAGAGAAACUUGACUGGGUUAAAGGGUCACAGAUCUGUGGGAGGCAUCAGAGCAUCUAUCUACAAUGCUGUUUCGCUUCACAGCGUUGAGCUUUUGGUUGCCUACAUAAAUGAUUUUGCUGAAGCCCAUCAAUGA
This is a messenger RNA of Candidozyma auris, 1176 nucleotides long. It is a transcript of the gene SER1, whose product is annotated as O-phospho-L-serine:2-oxoglutarate transaminase. The transcript has a single exon. Gene Ontology annotation, cellular component: cytoplasm. The record is from RefSeq and is a predicted model, not a curated record. Gene Ontology annotation, molecular function: pyridoxal phosphate binding; O-phospho-L-serine:2-oxoglutarate transaminase activity. NCBI's taxonomy places the organism in Eukaryota, Fungi, Ascomycota, Pichiomycetes, Serinales, Metschnikowiaceae. Gene Ontology annotation, biological process: L-serine biosynthetic process. The coding region runs from base 1 to 1176 and encodes 391 amino acids.